AUGUCAGCCGACGAAACUUCCCAAGACCCUAGGACGCUAUUGCUGUUCGGGUCUCUCCCCCUGUCUUUUGACAUCUCAUCCCUCAACGAUUUGCGCAAGCAUCUGACCGAGGUCGAAGACAACCUCUGGAUAGCAAAGAUUCUCCAAAACCUGACGCACGAUUGUGAAGAAGCGCUCGCUGCCACCCAAUCCCUCCACCAAGCAUCCGGUCGCCUGGCAUGCGGACAGUUGGCCGAUCUGUGCGAGUAUCUCACCACAGGGCGUCCCCUAGAAACGUCAUUUCCCCUUUCCAACACGUUGCUCGUCCCCCUUGCAGUCGCUGUUCAAUUAGCUCAGUAUGUCGACUUUAUGCGGCGUAAGAGCUCAGCGGAUGGCGAUGGAUGGGCUGAGCCUGUACCUGGUAUGGAGACGAUCGGUCUGUGCACAGGUAUGCUCAGCGCUUUUGCCGUGUCUGCUUCACAAGAUAUGGCGGAGUUGCGGCAACAUGGCGCUGCAGCGAUACGACUGGGGCUGCUGAUAGGCCUUGCAGUUGAUGGCAUUGAUGUAGGUUCAGAAAGAGGACGUUACAAAUCAUUGAGUGUUGCUUGGGCUUCAGCCGAGAGACGCGAAAUGAUGACACGCAUAUUGGCAGAUUUCGAGCAGGCGUACAUUUCAGUCAACUACGACGAGAACCGCGCCACUGUCACAGUCUGCACUGACGAUCUGUUGGAUCUGCUGAGUCGACUACAAGCCGUUGGCCUCAGUGCGUCAGAAAUCAGUCUACUUGGCCGCUUUCACUCCCCAGAGAACUUGAGCGUGGCAGGAGAUCUGAUAGCCUUCUGCGAUACUCACAGUGCUUUUCAGCUCCCACAAGCAACGUCCCUGACCAUACCGACACGGUCUCACGAUGCUACUGGGUCCCGGCUGCAAGACGGUGCGCUACACACUCAUGCAAUCCGUUCAAUACUCCUAGAGCCACCUCAAUGGUUCAGUGCCUUUUCUACAGCAUAUGCCAGUAACAAGGCUUGCCAAGUACUUGACUUUGGACCUGAGCGCAGCGUGCCUCCAUCGUUGUCAUCCAAGAUCAACCACAGCAUGAUCGCGCCAGGAACUAGAAUGGAACCACGAUCUAGCCGUAACGGGAUGGACAGCGAUAUUGCCGUUGUCGGCAUGUCGUGCAAAGUCCCGGGUGCCAAUAACUUGGACGAAUUUUGGGAUCUACUGGUUUCCGGUCAGUCGCAGCACCAAGAUAUCAGCCCUGGCAGCAUCGCCGGGUCUCGCUUCUCUUUCGAUGACGGACCGUUCCGUACUACUUCCGAUCCCAACAUGAAGCGCAAGUGGUUUGCCAAUCUGGUAGACGGCCACGAUCAGUUCGACCACCGCUUCUUCAACAAGAGUGCGCGUGAGAGCGCGUCGAUGGAUCCGCAACAGCGUCAUUUUCUGCAAGCCGCGUAUCAAGCCGUUGAGCAGAGCGGAUACUUCCAGUCGACAAAUACACCUGGGAACAACAUUGGUUGUUUCGUAGGCGUGUGCCUUGGCGACUACGACAACAACGUCGCUUCUCACGCAGCCAACGCCUUUACUGCCACGGGAAACCUCCAGGGUUUCAUCUCUGGCAAGAUUUCGCAUUUCUUCGGUUGGACUGGGCCAGGGCUUACCAUCAACACAGCCUGCAGUUCGUCUCUGGUGGCGGUGCACCAAGCAUGUCAGUCAAUCUUGUCGGGCGAGUGCGAGGCGGCGCUUGCGGGUGGAUCGCAUAUCAUGACUUCGGCUGAGUGGUUCCAGAACCUGGCUGCUGGUUCGUUCUUGAGCCCGACUGGCCAGUGCAAACCGUUCGACGAGAAAGCCGAUGGAUACUGCAGAGGUGAAGGCGUUGGAGCUGUCUUCCUCAAAAAGAUGAGCAAGGCUAUUGCAGAUGGCGACCCCAUCUUGGGCGUCGUCGCCGCGACUGGUGUCCAGCAGAAUGAGAGUUGCACACCGAUAUUUGUGCCCAACGUCCCUUCGCUGAGUCAUCUCUUCGUCAGGGUGUUGAACAAGGCUCGCGUGAAGCCAUCGCAGAUUUCAGUUGUUGAAGCUCAUGGCACCGGUACAGCAGUCGGCGACCCUGCAGAGUAUGACAGCAUCCGGCGCGUCCUCGGUGGUCCAAACCGCGGAUCCGACAACCAACUGAUGCUUAGCUCAGUCAAGGGGCUAGUUGGCCAUAUGGAAUGCACCUCUGGCGUCAUUGGCUUGAUCAAAAUCCUGCUCAUGAUGAACAGAGAGACGAUUCCACCGCAGGCUAGCUUUGAGAAGGUGAAUCCAGCCCUCAAUGCAAAGCCAGCAGAUGGGAUCACCAUACCAACCCAGACAAAGCCAUGGAAUACAGAGUUCCGUGCCGCUCUUCUGAACAACUAUGGUGCCUCGGGGUCAAAUGCCUCUGCCGUCAUCCUGCAGCCUAGGAAUCUGACAGGGGCACAGUCUUAUGUGAAGAUGCCUGCAGGAGCCAAGUACCCCUUUUGGUUUGCCGCAUCUGAUAAGAAGAGCAUGUGUCGCUAUGUGGCAGCAUUCCGGGCCUAUGUUUCUCGAUACGGAAACGCCACUUCCUUGGCCAACAUCGCUUUCAAUCUUGCAUAUCAGAGUAACCGCACCUUGGACUCGAGGCUGCUGCUCACCGCAAGGUCCAUUGGAGAACUGGACCAAGCCCUAGCUACGUACGAGAAAGCCUACAACGCCAACGUAACGACCAAGUCCUCAUCCCGUUCGGUGACAACUCCAAACGUCAUUCUGUGUUUUGGGGGACAGGUAUCCUCGCAUGUCGGCCUUUCCCGUCAAGUAUACGAUAGCUUCAGCGUGUUUCAAAGCCAUCUCAACCACGUCGACGCUGUGGUGCAGUCCCUGGGGUGCUCUAGCAUCUUUCCCGUCGAACUGCAAACCAUGCUCUGGAUGGACUGCCGUGCUCGACCAGUUGCACUUUUAGGCCACAGUUUCGGCGAGCUCACAGCUCUCUGCGUAUCACAGAUCCUCUGUCUCGAAGAUGCGCUGAGAAUGAUCAUUCGUCGGGCAACUUUGGUCAGAGAUGCUUGGGGCCCUGACAGAGGCGCUAUGUUAGCAGUUGAGUCUGAUCUCGAUGACUUGAAACAACUGAUUGCGCAUUCCAACAGCACUCAUUCAGACGGACCUGUGACAAUUGCUUGCUAUAACGGGGCAAGAAGCUUUACUCUUGCGGGGUCGACUAGUGCUAUAGAGGUUAUGGCUGCUCAACUCAAAGGCCGGACCAAUGUCAAGAGCAAGAAGCUCAGCGUCACAAACGCAUUCCACUCGGUGCUCGUUGACGAUAUUUACGACGAGUUGAAGCUUGCCGGGAGAGGUUUGACCUUUCGCAAGCCUAUGAUUCCUCUCGAAUUCGCCACUGCCGAGAGCACCACAGUAAGCGAGUUAUCAGCCCAAUUCGUUGCCGACCACAUGCGCAAUCCCGUUUACUUUCAUCACGCCGCUAGACGUUUGGCCACACGCUACAGCGACUCUCCCUGUAUUUUCUUAGAAGCAGGGUCCAACUCUACAAUAACAAACAUGGCCGCUCGCGCACUCAUCGACUUCAAGGACUCAUUCUCGUUUCAUGGUGUCAAUAUCUCCAACUGCGAAGACGGCUGGAACAAGUUGACCGACACCACGGAAUCUCUGUGGAAGGCUGGCUUACCAGUGCAGCAUUGGGCACACCAUAGUUCGCAGAGGCGGCUUCAGGCAGAUAUAUACCCUCUGUUUCUACCACCGUACCAGUUCGAUCCUGACUCGCGACAUUGGAUGGAGCUGAGGGCCCCGCCUCGCGCCCAGACCAUCAAGGACGAUUCUCGCGAGGAUAGUGAGAAGAGAGAAGAUGAUCCAGACCAACUCUUGGCAUUUCACGGGUUUCGAGACGGCGUAGCUCAAAACCAAGCUCUGUUCUGUAUCAACACCAAUGCAGAGAAAUAUCAGCAACUGCUAUCGGGACACGUUACACUACAGACUGCGCCGAUACUGUCCGCCACUCUGCAGAUUGGCUUUGUAAUUGACGCUAUUGGAGCCAUCCAUCCAGACUAUCGGACGAUGCAAUGCCAACCACAAAUUCGGGAUGUAGAAUAUCACUCCCCAGUGUGCGCCAACUCAGGGAAAUCGACCUGGGUCGAGAUCACCAAGAAUACAUCCACGUUAGAAAGUCACGACUGGCGUUUUGAAGUAUUCAGUACCGACAAUGAGCGAACUAGUCAGGCACGAUUCGUGCAUACCACUGGCCAGGUGAUCUUUAGUACACCAGACGACUCAUCGGUGAAGCGCGAGCUGGUGCAUUUCGAGAGGCUCUUCAGACACAGUCGUGCUACCGACCUCCUACAGACCACGCGGGCAGAAGAGGUGCUUGGAAACCGCAACAUCUACCGCCUGUUCUCUGACAUUGUUGCUUAUGGCGACGAGUUCCGUGGUAUGCAGAAGAUGGCUGGCCAUGGUAACGAAACGGCAGGUCAUGUCAUUCGUCUCAACAAAGACCCCAAGUUAUGGUUUGAUCCUCAUCUCGCGGAUACUUUCUGCCAGCUCGGUGGCUUGUGGAUCAACUGCAUGCAAGACCAUGGUCGAGACGAGGUAUAUCUGGCAAAUCGUAUUGACCAAUGGAUGAGGUGGCAUUCUACUGAGAACCGACCCGACAAGUUUGACGCCUUCGCCAUGCAUCAUCGUCCCUCGGAUCAGCAAUCAUUAACAGACGUGUUUGUUUUUGAUGCCGUCACUGGCGCCCUCGUCGAGGUCAUCCUCGGUAUUUCAUAUGUUAAGAUCUCAAGGCCAUCUAUGGAGAAGCUUUUGAUCCGCAUGUCCUCCUGGGAAACCAAGGUUAUCCCAUCGAAACCAUUAGCUGUGUCGCCUACAGCGCCUGUGUUUACACCAGCAUCGAGCAGUGUGCACAGCGCGGUUGAAGGCACUUCCUCGAUAUCGCAACCAGCGCCAGUCGAUUUGCCAACAGGUCAUUACGGGGCCCCAGCAGACCACAGCAAGCCCAAGUCCUCACAGCACGCGUUACUGGACCUAGCAGCGAAAGUAAAGGCCGUCAUCGCCGACCUGUCAGGUUUAGAGAUUGCAGAGAUCCAAGACGACAGCAUCCUUGCAGAUCUAGGCAUCGAUUCACUAGCGGGUAUGGAGAUGGUGAAUGAGAUUGAGUCCACGCUUAGUGUCAAGCUUCCCGAUGCUGAGAUUCUCAUGGUCACUGACUUGCCCGGUUUGAUCGGAUGCACUGCCGGAGCCAUGGGUCUGGCUGCAGAGCCGAUUGAGGAAGCCGACGACUCCUCUGACAGGGACACGACGAGUGCCACGACUUCUGAAGAUGGCACGACACACAGCAGCUCAGUGGCGCCCACCACAGAGUCUGGAGGUAACAAGGAAGAGUGGCAUGGAGAUCUUGACGAGCUCAAGCUGUCCUUUUCGACUGUCAUGGAGGCUUUCAAUGAGAUGAAGGCCGGUACAGACGACCGAAUAACAGAGCUACAGCAGACUUGUUAUGUGGCAGAGAUACUACCGCUGCAGGAAGAGUUGACCAUUUCACUGACACUCGAGACGUUUGAGGCUCUGGGCGCUGGACUACGCGAUGCUCAGCCAGGCGAGCAAGUCACACGUAUUCGACAUGACAAAGCUCAUCAACAGCUGGUGACACACCUGUAUAAGAUGCUGGAGAAGGAGACUCAAAUUAUCAAGAUAGACGGGAAAGCAAUCACACGAACGGCUGUGCCUCUCCCUCAACAGCAUAGUGCACAAUUGCAAGACGAGCUACUUCAGCGGGCACCAGACCAGCAAUCGGCCACCAAGCUCCUCUAUUAUGCUGGAAAGAACCUGAAGCACGUUCUCCUAGGUGAGACAGACGGUGUCAAGGUUAUCUUUGGCUCGAGUGAAGGCCGCGAACUCGUCAGUGACUGGUACGCAGAGUGGCCGCUGAACCGUGCGCUGAUCGCGCAGAUGGAGGAUUUCGUCACUCGUCUGGUCCAUAUGCUCCAGACCACGUCUGAUGAGUUCAAGCCAAACGCAAGUAGACCACUGCGUAUCUUGGAAAUGGGUGCCGGUACAGGCGGUACCACCAAGCGAAUAGUGCCGCUACUAGCCCGACUGCAGAUACCUGUUGAGUACACCUUCACUGAUCUGGCACCCUCAUUCGUCGCUGCAGCAAGGAAGAAUAUGGGCAAGCAAUACCCGUGGAUGAAGUUCCGCGUGCAUGACAUUGAAAAGGCACCAGAGUCAGACUUGGUAGGGACUCAACACCUUGUCAUCGCGAGCAACGCCAUCCACGCGACAAAAUCCUUGACCGAAAGCGCCAAGAAUGUGCGGCGAGCCCUACGCCCCGACGGGUUUCUCCUCAUGAUGGAGAUGACGCGUACACCGUACUGGGUAGACCUUAUCUUUGGUCUCUUCGAGGGAUGGUGGUUGUUUGAAGAUGGCCGUCAGCACGCCUUGACGCAUGAGUCGAGGUGGGAGGCUGACCUACAUGCUUCUGGAUACGGCCAUGUUGACUGGACGGACGGUGCGAGGCAGGAGACAGAGAUACAGAAGCUGAUAUUGGCUGCGUCCAAUCCGGAUAAUAGGUGCGAGCAAUUGUUCAAUGUGAGACAGACGGACCAACAGCACAUCGCAUCUCUCGACUGUGCAGCACGUGAACAAGUUGUCGUCAACUACGUGCGUGACCUUACCCAAGGUUUCGAAGCGUCUAUAACAAACGCUCUAGCUGCCUCAGUUUCAGACCCUACGCCCAGUUCUAAAUGCAUCGUGAUAUCCGGCGGCACUGGUGGCUUGGGUGCACAUCUAGUAGCCGAAGCUGCUCUCCGAUCAGAUACCACAAAGGUUGUGUGCUUGAACCGUCCAAACAAACGAGAUGCAAGAGAGCGGCAGAUUGAAGCGUUGCGAAAGAAAGGCAUUCAGCUUCCGUCCGAGGCAUUGGCUAAGCUUCAUGUUCUGCAGACCGACCUGUCACAUGCUGUGAACCUGGGGUUGUCCGAUCAAGACUACUCUUCACUAAUUCGCGACGCUACGCACAUCAUUCACAAUGCUUGGUUGAUGCACUCCAAGUGGCCCGUCAAGCGAUUCGAGCCGCAGCUCCGCAUAAUGGCAAACAUGCUCCGUCUGGCUCGCGACAUCUCAGCCCGACGAUCACGAAACUCGCUUGUGACGUUUGAGUUCAUUUCUUCAAUCGCUACGGUUGGGCACCACCCGCUCCUGACAGGGAAACCCGUGGUGCCAGAAGAGCGCGUUUCUAUAGGCAGUGUUCUACCCACGGGAUACGGAGACGCCAAGUAUAUCUGCGAGCGUAUGCUAGACGCGACACUUCAUCGCUUCCCGGACCGCUUCCGUGCAACAGCGGUGCGACUUGGUCAGAUAGCUGGAAGCACGACAAACGGCCACUGGAAUCCCAUGGAGCACGUCUCAUUCAUGAUCAAGUCGUCCCAGGCCUUGGGGGCCCUACCAGAUCUCCCAGGAAGCGUGGGGUGGACGCCUGCCGAUUGCAUGGCCACUACAUUACUUGAGAUACUGGCCCAGCCAGAUGCCGUGUCUCUGUGUCCCAUCUAUCACAUCGAGAACCCCGUUCGACAGCCCUGGCACGACGUCACCGCCGUUCUCGCCGAUGCUCUGGCUGUCUCGGGGAAUGCACUAAGAAUCGUUGACUUUGAGGAGUGGAUCGACGCUGUGCGGAAUUGGCCUGAGCGAGAGCAGAACAAUCCCCAUGGAGCUAAUCCCGCGCACUUGCUCGUUGAGUUCUUGGAGACAAACUUUGUACGCAUGAGUUGCGGGGGAUUGCUGCUGGGGACAGCAAAGGCAAGAGAGCAUUCGCCCACUUUUGCAAAGCAAGGCAUGGUGAGCGAUGACUUGAUUAGGUUGUAUAUCAAAAGUUGGAUCGAGAUGGGCUUUUUGGCUUAAUGCUUGUGGCUAUCUCCGAGGGAAGCCUAGCUAGAUUUGGCAGUGUUAGAGGUAGAAUCAUAGCUCCUCUCCAGAAAGAGCAAAGCGGCAUCGUAGAAUGGGACACGCCUUGUUAUGGGUAAAGAGACUUGUCAUCAACGGGUUCAUCGGGG
Fusarium redolens is the source of this 8024-nucleotide messenger RNA. RefSeq lists its product as uncharacterized. The transcript has 5 exons. Lineage: Eukaryota; Fungi; Ascomycota; Sordariomycetes; Hypocreales; Nectriaceae. Gene Ontology annotation, molecular function: phosphopantetheine binding; acyltransferase activity. The record is from RefSeq and is a predicted model, not a curated record. Bases 1 to 7872 code for a protein of 2623 amino acids.